Messenger RNA from Sus scrofa (pig), 9238 nucleotides. It is a transcript of the gene ATF7, whose product is annotated as activating transcription factor 7. The record is from RefSeq and is a predicted model, not a curated record. Gene Ontology annotation, molecular function: DNA-binding transcription factor activity. Lineage: Eukaryota; Metazoa; Chordata; Mammalia; Artiodactyla; Suidae. Gene Ontology annotation, biological process: regulation of DNA-templated transcription.
UCCAUGAGCUGACGGGACUCUCCCCCUCAACUCUGGCCUGUCCCAGUGUCCCAGGCCGGGAUCUCCCCUCCCAGUGUGUGUUGGACGGGGGCGCUGAGGCGGUGGCCGGGCCCUGUCUGAGGAAGAGGGUGGGGCGUGGGCUAAGGCCGACCAAUAAAAGAGAAGGAGGCUACGAUUGGCGGCGAUGAGCACUAAUAGGAGAUCGUCUUUACCUUGCGGAGUGCCGCCCCCUUCUCUCUUUCCUCCCGCCUCCUUCCUUUGGGGGGGGAAGGCGGGGCCAGAGGCCUGAAGUGUGGGGAGAACUUGGGCUCCGCUCUGCUUUAUGAAAUAUGGGAGACGACAGACCGUUUGUGUGCAAUGCCCCGGGCUGUGGACAGAGAUUUACAAAUGAGGACCACCUGGCAGUUCAUAAACACAAGCAUGAGAUGACAUUGAAAUUUGGCCCAGCCCGAACUGACUCAGUCAUCAUUGCAGAUCAAACUCCUACUCCGACUAGAUUCCUGAAGAACUGUGAAGAGGUGGGACUCUUCAAUGAACUAGCUAGCUCCUUUGAACAUGAAUUCAAGAAAGCUGCAGAUGAGGAUGAAAAAAAGGCUGCUUCUGGGCCCCUUGACAUGUCUCUGCCUUCUACACCAGACAUCAAAAUCAAAGAAGAAGAGCCAGUGGAGGUGGACUCAUCCCCACCUGACAGCCCUGCCUCUAGCCCCUGCUCCCCACCACUCAAGCAGAAGGAGGUUGCUCCAAAGCCUGUUGUGAUCUCUACUCCCACGCCCACCAUCGUGCGCCCUGGCUCCCUGCCUCUCCACCUGGGCUAUGAUCCACUUCACCCAACCCUUCCCUCCCCAACCUCUGUCAUCACACAAGCUCCACCAUCCAACAGGCAGCUGGGGUCUCCCACUGGCUCCCUCCCUCUCGUCAUGCAUCUUGCUAAUGGACAGACCAUGCCUGUGCUGCCAGGGCCUCCGGUACAGAUGCCUUCUGUUAUAUCGCUGGCCAGACCUGUGUCUAUGGUGCCCAACAUUCCUGGUAUCCCUGGCCCACCCGUGAACAGCAGUGGUUCCAUUUCUCCCUCUGGCCACCCUAUGCCAUCAGAAGCCAAGAUGAGACUAAAAGCUACCCUAACCCACCAAGUCUCCUCAAUCAAUGGUGGUUGUGGAAUGGUGGUGGGUACUGCCAGCACCAUGGUGACGGCUCGUCCAGAGCAAAGCCAGAUCCUCAUCCAGCACCCUGAUGCCCCAUCCCCUGCCCAGCCACAGGUCUCACCAGCCCAGCCCACUCCUAGUACUGGAGGGCGGCGGCGGCGCACAGUGGAUGAAGAUCCGGAUGAGCGGCGGCAGCGCUUUCUGGAACGCAACCGGGCCGCAGCCUCCCGCUGCCGUCAAAAGCGGAAGCUCUGGGUGUCCUCCCUAGAGAAGAAGGCAGAGGAACUCACUUCUCAGAACAUUCAGCUGAGUAAUGAAGUCACGUUACUACGCAAUGAGGUGGCUCAGUUGAAACAGCUACUGUUAGCUCAUAAAGACUGCCCAGUCACGGCACUACAGAAAAAGACCCAAGGCUAUUUAGAAAGCCCCAAGGAAAGCUCAGAGCCAACGGGUUCUCCGGCCCCCGUGAUUCAGCACAGCUCAGCAACAGCCCCUAGCAAUGGCCUCAGCGUUCGCUCUGCAGCUGAAGCUGUGGCCACCUCAGUCCUCACUCAGAUGGCCAGCCAAAGGACAGAACUGAGCAUGCCGAUACAGUCGCAUGUGAUCAUGACCCCACAGUCUCAGUCUGCGGGCAGAUGAUGCCUCCCCGGGUGGAGAGGUCCCCAGCCAGAGCUCGCCCGCCCAAGAGCCAAGAGAGAUGUCAUCUUACCCUCGCCCGUCUGCCUGGGACAUGGCAGUGUCGGGGGGAAAUUGUGUGUUGUGAGUAAUGGUCACGUGUGGGGCUUUUCUCACACGGUCAUGUACGUUGACACCUAUACUAGGAGCCUCCCAGCCCCAGAGCCACAUAGAUCAUCCCCGAGGGGGAAGUUUCUGAUGUACCCACAGCCAGAGGCCUUUCCAGAUGGUCCGAACAAUCAUCCCUGCCCGUGCACGUGUACCUGUCUCUUUUAACACUAACCCUUGCACUUCUGGGUGUUGGGUUUCUCAGUUCCCUGUCUUCCCACUAAGCCAUGGCUGUUACCUUCUUGAUCCUUAGCAGCAUGCCACUUCCUGCUAGGUAGAGGGAGGCUAGAGUUGAUGGCAUAUCACCAGCUGACCCAUCCCCAGCCACCCCACAGACUCAGGACAUUGUCUCCCAGUAGCUGCUUGUUUAUCCCUUGUCCCCCUUCCUAAAUUCUAGUUAAAACAUUUACUUAUGGAGAAUGUAAGAUUGCCUUUGAUGUAUGAAGUAGCGGUAUUUCCCAGCUCUUCCAGAAACUUUAGUUCUUCUCCCUACCUGCCACCAAAACAAAAACAAAGAAAUGAAAGCUCCAAAGUUCUAGUCCUUUUUCAUCAGUUUUCAGAGUUAUUUGGAAACCUCAUGUUGUCUUUUGAGUUUUCCCAGCCUGAUGGUGGGGUCUCUUCCACCUCCCACUAAGCCUGGGCAACCUCACUUUGUGGCCUUAUUAGAUGUUGCUUGGUAGCGAAACAGGAAAGAGCCUGGGAUCUGAUGGCUGAUUUCCUCUCGCUCCUCGCUCCAUCCUCCGUCAGUUCUAGUCAUCAGGACAGGCAGGAACAAUGCAGUUUAAAGCUCCUUCCAUCAAGUUACUAGAUCGAUGCUUUUAUGCUUUACAAGAGUUUGCUGGCCAACACAUACAUGUUCCUUUUGGUCAUCUCUCCGUUCCUGCCUCUCCCUCUUCAUCCCCCGUCCACACUCCGGCCUUUGUCUCUCUUCAGAGCGACCCUGUGGAGGCUGCCACGUAGGGGACCCUCGCACUCCCUUGCUCCCCGCCUCUCUCAGUCUCCCCCGUCUGUCUUCUUUUCUGAGCGAGGGUCUUUUAUUUGCAAGAGUCCCUCACCCUCUGGACCUACCUUCUCUCUCAUUCACCAGGCCCUGAGCCUAGCCACCAGGUCUCUCUGGCUCUGUAGUGUUUCUUUAGCUCUUUUCUGCUCUCUGCCUCCUGGAUGCAAUGCUUCUCCACAGCCCAAGCCCUGGGACUGUGAGGCAUCAUGGCCAGGAGUGAGUUUUCUUGAGUAUGAGGUCGGAUGGGGGAGGCAGGGGAAAGGGAGGCGUGGAGUGCGGAUGUCAGCAGAAGAGCCCUGCUUUGGUGAAGGGUCUGGUCUGCCCUGGAAAUUGGCGAUUAUUGGUCUCAGCCAUUCUUACUUUGAGAAGUAGGGUUAUUACAAGGGGAAGAAUUCAUCUGUCUAGUCCCUCUUUCUUCCCCAUUAAGAUGUCUCAUCUUUUGGCUCUGAAUGUGCAGUUUCUACCAAGGCCAUAGGAAGCAGUCCAAAGCCAGAGGCCUGUGGAUAGAUAGGUCAGCUUUAAUAGCCCUUCAGUAUGAAACCCUUCCAGUUGUCCCUGAGCCACUUUCUGCCAUCUGCCCAAGCCAAUAAUGUCCUUUUCUUUCUCUCUCUUUCCUACCUCUGUCUUAUACAUGCACUCAAAAUAACUGCCAGCUUCCUUUCUUAUUUUGUCUUCCAAAGUUGGCUAUCAUAGAGGAGUGAGGAAUUGUUCUAAGUGCCACGAUUUCCAUCUCAGACUGAUAAACUGGCAAGCCAGUCAGAUGACAGGUUCUGCCGCAUUUGUUUUUAAUCCCCCCCUCCCCCGACGCUUUUCAGAGCAGGUGCUGAAGAAGCCACACCUGGUGAAGAGAAAGGAGAGAAAACGUGGUUUUCUCACCCUCCCCCACCCAGGACCCAACAGGAACAGCCCCGAGGUGACUCAGGCCCGCAAAUGGCGUGGCAGAUGGUCAGGAUGCUGGUUACCCCCUCCGGGACUCCACUUGCCUUUAAAACUUCACAGCCAUAAUUCGUGCUCAGGACUUUGCCUUUAGACGGCUGCUCCCUGGGAUUUUCUCCUGCCUUAGUUGUGUUUCAUUUUUUAUUAUCUUGAUUUUCCACUAGCAGCCUUGCCCUAAAGCUUGACUGAGUUUAUGGCUCCUAAGGAGCCUUCAUAAGACCCUUGACUAUUUUUCUUCCCCUUUCAGUCAAGUGUUUUUCAAGUUAAGAAUCAUUUGUCACUGCACACAUGCCCAGCCUCACUGCUUGGCCUCAGAGGUAGUUUGGCCAGUCUGUCUGUCCCUGUGUAGGACGACUAAUUUAUGUACAGGGUCUUCUUAGUUUCUCAGUCCUCGUGUCUAAUUCCUUGAGUCCUUGUUUCAUUUUCAUCAGUGGGAAAUUAGUAUUGGGGACCUGAAGGGCAUUGGCAGAACUUUAGUAGUAAAGCAGCAGUGAAAUGAGGAAGGAGCGUGACGGGAUCCCCACCUCCGCCUCCGCCCCCGCCCCCGCCCCCACCCCCAGGCAGCUCUUCGUUGGUCCUUGAUCUCACUAAGAAGGCGGAGCAGUUGCUUGCCCCAAAGCCUCUCCUAUAGUCAAGGGGAAGACAUUUACCUUAUUACUGCAGCCAGCCGUGUGGCCACUCCCCCUGCUCUUUGCCUUCCAGACUCAUCUAGACAACCAAACAUCAUGGAGGUAAGGACCAUGGCCUUUCUAGGGCCUGAGGGAAGGUACUUUCUGGGGCUGGGAGUGCGGAUGACUUGGGACUCUUCUAAAUGAACACAGGACUCAGACCUCCGACUUUACUCCAGGGACACAGCUGCCUAGGAUACAGCCAGAGACCCAAGGCCAUAGAGAAAGGGGCCAGAACCAGGUCUUCUGGUCCACAGACUUUAGGCUCUAUUGUCUUAAAAGAAAGCUUGCUUAGAGUUGAAAAGUCUGAGAAAGCCUCCCACACCAUCAGGAAGGGCUGGGCAGAGUAGGACCUUCUUUAUCUUCCCCUGUUCAUCGUACACCCCACAUCUGACGUCCUUCAGCCUCCGCUCCUUUCCUUGGUCGUAAGCCCUAGAUUGUACCCUCUUGGUGGCGGUAAAAGAGGAGAUGGCCUUGCUGAACCUCGUUUUGCUGCCUUCUCUACGCCUGUUCUGUUGUUCUUGGUUCCUUUCCUGAUUCACUGCCCUUCAGCACCUCUCUGCCUCUCAGUAGACAGGGUGCUUAACCAUAACCACGCCCCACCCACAGCCUGAACCACCAGGCAGACACCAAAAUCCUCCUCCUCUGGCUCCUGAGGCCCCCCCUGUGUUCACCCACACUGAGAGGCUCCUUUAAAGGUGCUAGCCUAAGACAGCUCUUCCUCACCAAGUCCCCUUUUCUCUCAUAGCUUCCUUCCCAUCCCCAAAUCAUAAUUUUUCAUGAAUAUUGUACAUUGUAUACACAGAAAGGAAAUGUAUUCUUUUUUUUUUUAAUGUCAUAACCAGUCUGUUUAGAACCCAGUCCUCCUAGCUAUAUAUCACAUAUGCCUUUGUUGAUAUGCUCUUUCUGCUUUCUUUAGACUUUUGUUUGACAGGGGCAGAGGGACGAGCAGGACAGGUGAGGAUCCUAAGGCAGAUUAGAGGACCCCCGCCCAUCCUACUUCAGCUUCCCACAAGCCUAAUCAUCCCCCUCAUAGAAUAGGCGGGAUCUCUCUGUUUCUCUGUGCACACAGACAUAAAUCCCACCACCCCCAGGUGGUGACCCAGCAGGAAUGAGCACAGGUGGCCCACAUCCCCACCCUCCACGCCAGUUCAUUCGUCUCUCUCUCUCUGGGGGAACGUUCUUCCCCAGGAUGAGAAAAGGCUGCGGAGAGCAGGGCAGCUUCAGGCAGCUUAUGUCCUAGUCGAUGCAGGUUUGUAUUGUAGCUGCUAGGGUUUAUUUUACCUUUUUAACGGGGACUGGGAGCACAGAGCUAUCUCAUCAGCAUCGGUUACUGGUGAGGGAUGUUUAGCUGUAAGAAAUGGCCGUGAGCACUAGUGACAUUGACUUCCCCUUAGGGCAGUGGUCCUCAGAAUGUGGUCCGGGACCAGCAGGACCGUCACCUGGGAACCUGUUAGAAAUGCACAUUUCUGGGCCCCACCUCGGACAUAAUGGAUCGGAAACUCUGAGGAUGGGCUCUAACAAGCACUCAAAGUGAUUCUAACGCACACUAAAGUUUGAGAACCAUCACCUUAGGGGCAAGCUGGGAAAUGCUUAUAGGGUAUCAAGGAUAUUUUAAGUACCAUCCUCUGCCUUAGCACUAACAUGUUUUUCCAUUUCCUCCGGACUCUCCCUCCACUCCCAUUAAAACAACAACAGCAUCACUCAUCUCAAAAUCUAGGUUCACCUUCCUCUACAUACCCCUGAAACCUGUCCUACGUGGGCCUGGACAGGACUUGUCUCAUAUUCCCUUGCAAACUGGUCACUCCAUGUCCUUUGUUACAGGAAGGACCAGCUGCCCUGUUCUCCCACCCCUUACACACCUUUCAGGCAGGGAGAUGAGCCUCCAGCCCCCACAGUGGAGGCUGCAGCCUCCUGACAUAGUAUCUAUUGAAAAGAAAGCUGUGCGUCUAUGGCUAUAUCUCUGUUCAUCUGUAUAUCUUUGACAUGUGGCAACACCUCUUCAUCUCAUCAAGGAUCUUGACUCUGGGUCUGGGUCUCCCCAGCCCCCAGCGGUGGGCUUUGACGGGUGGGAGGAUGCAGUGCUACAGGCUGUUUUGUUACAAAACUGUCUGCUCCCUUUCCCCACCAUCCACUUCAGCACGAUCCCUGUGAGCAGGCUCUCACAGUCUCCCGGGACAGGGCUGAGGCAGAAGCUUCGCUCUAUUCUCCCUGGCCGUCCCUCCCCCUUGCCCUUGCCACAUAGCAGUUAUCCCCCCAGCCAUGCCUUCUCCCCUCUCCCUUGCCCUGACAUAUAUUGUGCCUUAUUUAUGCUGCAAAUGUAACAUUAAACUAUCAAGAGAACCACUUCUGUCUGAUGCUUCCGUAUGCUGAUCUACAAGCCCCGUUAUCCACUCUUUCUGGGAACUCAUUGGCUUUCAUGUCUGUGAUCUUCAUGCUCCCACUUCUUAGGACAGAAGGAACUGGCAUUCUUACCCGUCCUUUUUAUGCAGGGAAGACACAGCCUAGAGAAGGUGGGUGGUUUAUAUAAAUGACAUAACACAACAGAAGGCUCAGAUCUGUGCACUGCCCUGGGGACAGGGGCCCUCAGCAUCACGGGAGCCCUCCCUAGAGAAAUUGUAUACUUUGGAUGGGGGUGGAGGGCAUCUGAAGGCAGGUAGCCUCCUACCUUUCAGCAUUUUGUCCCCACCGUCCUCCCAGUGAUUAAAAAACAAUAAGCCCAACCCUCAAGAAGUUUCCGGCAUGUCUGAGGCGUGCCCGCAGACAUAGAUAAAAGGAGAAGCACCCUAUGAUUCUCUAAGUUUCUGUGGGUGUGGAGAGGAGGUGGGUUUGGAAAUGAGGGGUGGAGCGUAUUCAGAAGCAGGUAAGAGAAUUCACCAGGAAAAACAGGUAGUGCUCAGGAACUAUGGGGAGGCAGAGGGCAGUCUGUCCUCCUUUCUUGCAUCUGUGUAUUCCUUGCUGCUUCUCACACAUGCAGAAGGUGGCCAGGCUGAAAAGCUUGAUCAGGAGAGAGCCAGGUGCCUCGGAGGGGCUUCCAGGGGGCGAGAGUUGAUUUAGAUGCUGUCUGUGGCUGGUGUUGGGUAUAACUGACACAAACAGGGAGCCCCGGUCUCCUCUAGGGGAGUGGGAAAGGCGGCGGUAGUCUCCCUUGUGUUGUGGUCAGGAGCACAUGAGAGUCCAGAGAACAGGAAAUGCAGUUGCUCAAAACUGAAUACCAAAGCCAAGAUGGAGAGGUUUGGGAGGCGGGGAUGAGACUCCCAAGGCAGGAUGGUUUCCCAAGUUAGAAGAAUUAACCCAUUCCAACUUCUAACAAAAGGAAAAACCAGUCACCUCCACCCUGGACACAGGAAGCAGCUGGACCAACCCCUUUCUGAAUGCAGCCUCAGCUCAGAUCCACUUGCAACCAGUGAUGAGACAAAUAACGGGUUCUUGUGUGCCUGCUCUCUGCUAGGUGGAGUGCUGGAAGAAAUGCUCGAUGCUUUCCCUUCCUCGAGUUUUUCACUGUUUACAAAGCCUCUUGAUAACAGGAAUAGAUUCCUCACUGUAUUGAUGAUGAGUGAGGUUUAGGUUGAGACCCUUACCCAAGGCGCUCAGCUGGACUAAGACAGUUCUGACUCCAGAGCUGCUCUGCAGCACCGCACCCUGCCUCACACCCUGCUCCUCUGAACGCCAUCAGAUAAGAAUGGAUAAGGACCUUGGAGUUCCCUUCGUGGCGCAGUGGUUAACGAAUCCGACUAGGAACCAUGAGGUUGCGGGUUCGAUCCCUGGCCUCGCUCAGUGGGUUAAGGAUCUGGUGUUGCUGUGAGCUGUGAUGUAGGUCGCAGACACGGCUUGGAUCCCGCGUUGCUGUGGCUCUGGCGGAGGCCGGCAGCAACAGCUCCGGUUAGACCCCUAGCCUGGGAACCUCCAUAUGCUGCGGAGCAGCCCUAGAAAAGGCAAAAAGACAAGAAAAAAGAAUGGAUAAGGACCUCAUUGUGGAGCAGGAUCCAUUUCCACAGAAGAACCAUCUACCCAUCUGCCUGAUACUGCUUUUUUGGUUUGGUUUGGUUUUGCCACAGGCUGAAGUGGCUUGAUGUGGGAGCUCAGUUCCCAGACCAGGGAUUGAACCCGAGCUGCAACAGUAGAAGCACCAAAUCCUAACCACUAGGCCACCAGGGAACUCCCCAAUACUCCCUUUUAUUUUGUGUGUUUGCUUUUUCUUUUUAAGGGCUGCCAUCUGCAGCAUAUGGAGCUUCCCAGGCUAGGGGUAGAACGGGAGCUGUAGCUGCCAGCCUACACCACAGCCACAGGGACGUAGGAUCUAAGCCAUGUCUGUGACCUACACCACAGCUCACAGCAAUGCUGGAUCCUUAACCCAAUGACUGAGGCCAGGGAUUUCUGGAAUCUGCAUCUUCAUGGAUGCUAGUCAGACUCAUUUCCACUGAGCCACUAUGGGAACUCCAUGGUACUCCCUUUUAAAAAGCAGAGAAACCACAAGAUGUCAUGAUGAUGAACAUCGGAUUCUGCGUGUGGGACCAUCCGUGAGACAAAGCUUACAGAAAGGCUUGCCCUAGCUUAGCCUGCAUUGAUAGAAAUGAGUGUCUGGACCAUCCAGGUCAAAACCCGCUCUUGUCUCCCUAUCCAAAGUAUAAGUUAGUUUCUAGACAUCUUGCUUUAAAGGAGGGAUGCUCCUCCUUGAGCCAAAAAAAAAAAAAAAAAAAAAAAAAAAA